AGUCAGAGCUUGAGCAAAACUUUUUUUGUGUGGCUAAGUCCAUGUUGAGAAAUAUAGCAAGAAUGCGCGGAGGACGGGGCUGCGCUUUAAAGCCACUGUAAUAUCUACAGUAGGCUGUUGGUAAAAAAAAGAGGACACUUUUUUUGUUUCUGCUAUUGGCGAUGAGACUGAAGCCCCCCGGGCAAGGACUAUGAGCGACAACGACAUCUUCGAGAUGGACUCCGUGUGUGAGACAGAGGAGCUGGAGGGUGAAAUUGAAUUGGGUAUGAUAGACGACGAAGUUGUUUAUCCUGAGGAGUUUUUACCAACCUAUCACAGUAUUGAAGAAGGAGUAAAAGUCAGCAAAGUACAACUGGCAGAGUUUAACGACAAACCCGACUCCUUGUUCUUCAAUGACGGCGUGAGGAGGAUCGACUUCAUCCUGGCCUACGAAGAUGAGGAUAAGAAGGAUUUUGAUAAGAGGCACACUUUCAUGCGGCGCAAGAGGCGGCGAGAAUACUUUGAGGCCAGCCUGAUGAAGAUGGGAAUGGAGCUGGAGGCGACAAAAUCUGUAGUAGAUGACAAACUUACAUUUGUGAAGAUCCACAUGCCGUGGGACGUGCUGUGCACCUACGCCGAGGUGCUGCACAUCAAGCUUCCCAUCCAGCCCAACGACCUGUCCUCCCGCGCCUCCCCGUGGCGCUUUUUCUCCUGCAUCACCAAGCACUUCUACCCCAACGAGGACCUGAUCACCAAGGAGACGGAGUAUUUCACCGCCCCCUUUGAGAAGGACCGUCUGGAGUACUUCUACAUGAGGGACAAAGAUCUCUUCUUCACUGCGUCCAUGAGGAGCAGGAUGGCAUAUUACAUCCUGAGUCGUGCCCCCUAUGAAAUUCGAGGGAACAUAAAGAAGUUUGGCAUCACCAAACUGCUGGAUGGUGGAGUGUACAAAGCUGCCUAUCCCCUCCAUGAUUGCAGGUUCAACGUCAAGUCCCAAGAGGAGGGCUGCCCCAGCGAGAGAUACCUGCUCUAUGAAGAAUGGGCUCAUCCCAAAAGCUUCUACAAGAUGCAACCGCUAAACCUCAUUAGGAAGUAUUAUGGAGAGAAGAUUGGCAUUUACUUUGCCUGGUUGGGUUUCUACACAAUAAUGCUUGCUCUGGCUGCUGUUGUGGGACUGUGCUGUUUCAUCUAUGGAUACAGGACUCAAGAAACCAGCACCUGGAGCAAAGAGGUGUGCGACCCUAACAUUGGAGGACAAAUUCACAUGUGUCCACAGUGUGACAGAGAUUGCCAGUACUGGAGGUUGAACAGCACCUGUGACGCUUCCAAAAAACUUUGUAUAUUUGACAACUUUGGGACCCUGGUGUUUGCAGUUUUCAUGUCAAUCUGGGUGACUUUGUUCCUGGAGUUUUGGAAGCGCUACCAGGCGGAGCUGGAGUACACGUGGGACACUGUGGAGUUUCUGGAGCAGGAAGAGCCGCCUCGCCCCGAAUAUGAAGCCAAGUGUGUCUAUGAGAGGAAAAACCCUGUGACAGGGGUAAAAGAAAGCGUGCCCUAUACAGCCUGUGGACGAUGUAUGAGGGUGUCGAUAGGAAUUGGGACAGUCUUAUUCUGGAUUCUGUUGAUCCUGGCGUCCAUUGUGGCCAUCAUCGUGUACCGCCUGGCUGCAUUCUUUGCCUUCUCAGCUAAACUCAGACAUCAAGAACUGAAGGAGCUGGAGCCCAUAAAAGAGUAUGUGACGCCUCAGAUGGCCACUUCUGUCACAGCCUCCCUCAUCAGCUUUGUUGUAAUCAUGAUCCUCAACAUGCUCUAUGAGCGGGUCGCCAUCUGGAUCACUGAUUUUGAGCUUCCACGGACCAAGACAGACUACGAGAAUAGCCUGACCCUGAAGAUGUUCCUCUUUCAGUUCGUCAACUAUUACUCCUCCUGUUUCUACAUCGCCUUCGCCAAGGGGAAGGCAGUUGGCUAUCCCGGUGCUCCUGUUUAUCUGUUGGGAAAAUACAGGAAUGAGGAGUGUGAUCCCGGUGGCUGUCUGAUUGAACUGACGACUCAGCUCUCUAUCAUCAUGGGUGGAAAAGCAAUCUGGAACAACAUCCAAGAGGUCUUGCUACCGUGGGUGAAGAAUUUGAUUUUCCGCUAUUGCACCAAUGUGGCCAAAGAGAAGGUGAUUCCUCGCUGGGAGCAGGACUACCGGCUCCAGUCCCUUUCAAAACUAGGACUGUUCUAUGAAUAUCUGGAGAUGGUCAUCCAGUUUGGCUUUGUGACCCUGUUUGUGGCCUCGUUCCCUCUGGCUCCCGUCCUGGCUCUGGUCAACAACCUGUUUGAGAUUCGGGUCGAUGCUUGGAAAAUCACCACUCAGUUUCGUCGCAUCGUGCCAGAAAAAGCGCAGGAUAUCGGGGCCUGGCAGCCCAUUCUUCAAGGCGUCGCCAUAUUGGCUGUCGCAACAAAUGCCAUGAUCAUUGCUUUUACAUCCGACAUGAUUCCACGGUUGGUCUACUACUGGUCGUUCUCUGUGUACCCAUAUGGAGAUCACGCUAACCACACCAUGGCGGGUUACAUCGAAAGCUCGCUGUCUGUAUUUGACAUCAAGGACUUCUCCAACUAUAGCAGGCCCAUAAUGCCAUCACGUUACAACAUCACCACCUGCAGGUAUCGAGAUUUCCGGUUCCCUCCCGGGCAUGCCAGGGAGUACUCAUACAAUGUUUACUACUGGCAUGUGAUUGCUGCCAAAAUGGCUUUUAUAAUUGUUGUCGAGCACAUUGUUUACCUCACGAAGUUCAUCCUAUCCUACAUGAUCCCAGACGUCCCGUACGCUGUGAAAGAACAGAUCAAACGAGAGAAAUACUUGACCCAGGUUAUCAUCCAUGAGACCAACCUCAAGCUGGUGACCAAACGUUUGAAACCAGCCGACGACGAGGUCGUCAAGAGCGCAAAUGUGAACCUGACAGAUGAGGAGUUGGAUCUUGAUUUCUGAAAAUAAAAGAAGCGAUCAGGGCAUACAGAACAAACUGUAUAUACAUGACGACCCAGUUUUCAGCAGCACCUACCCACAUCUGUUUAAAUACUGACAGAUUCCUGUGAACAAGGGGCAAAAUUAAGACCUGGAACAAGGUAUUGACUUUUUGUUACGGUAAAUGUGUAGCAAGCAGGAAGAAAGAAGACGUCUGGAGGGCUGUUGGACAAAGAAGAGAAGAGAAACCACUGUUGUAUCGUGUUCACCCCUGCAAAAGUGUGUCAAAGGAAAAAGAACAGAGCAUCUGUUCUCUAUCACCCUCUAACUAUAGCUGACAGUACACAAACUACGUGGGACAAACAAGUAAAAUGGCCGUCUGUUGCACCUCCUGAUCUAGAGUAUGGAAUUUUAAUCUAUUUAGAUUUAGGUUUUAACAAUUUUAAACAACAAAAUAUAUCCCUAAACUUAAAGCCACACAGAGUAGAAGUUCCCUAAAACACAAUGUGUCGUCUCAUACAAAAGUUAUCCCUUUCAUUCAUAACUAAUGGCCCACUAGAACUGUGUAUGUAUCAGCAGAAAUCUGCCCUCUGCUUAUAUUUUCUCUUUGCUUUUAAUGAUGUUUUGGCACUGGGUGUGUAUCCCCAGGCAAUAGUGAGUGCUGGAUGUAGCAACAAGGUAUAAGAUGUUAGCACAUAUCUAACAGGAAGUUACCAAAAUGGCACAUACACCGCCUAAAAGAGAAAAUAUAGAGAGGCUAAAGGGGGCAUGCACUCCAGGUGUCAUCCAGCUGGGGAAGAGGGGCCAACUUUUAAUGUUGUGUUAUAAACCUCAGUGGAUAAAUCCUACUGGGUCCACUCCACGCCAUUACCAUGUCAGUGUACGCCUGUGGUGUGCGAGUCACAAUUUUAAAAGGCGUUCUAGCCAGCAAAUAUGUAGAAUGCCCCGCUCAAUUCAAGCAGCAAAAAUGACGUUUAUGCGUUCCCUCAACCACAUGGCUGAUACAAACACAAUAUAGUAGUAAAAUACUUUAUGCUAUUACAACUGAAUGAGCAAACACCAUAAAGUGUACUUAAUAUACAGCAGAGAAGUCAGCAGGGUUCUUUCUUUUUCUCUGUGGCAUCGUUAUCUCAUCAAUGACACAUUGGACCUCGAUCCCUCUGAGAAAGCCACGCUUCAUUUAUCACCUCCAUUUCAUACUCAAAAACUCAGAUAUAAAGAUGCUUAUUAAGCUAAAUGACCUCCUGGAUGUUUUAUACAUUCUUUGGUUUGGAUGUUACAGCAAAGAGAAGCAGCAGCACUUUGAAUCUUCACACCAACCAUGUGGUGGAUUAAGCAUGAAAAACAAACAAAACAAAACAUCCGCUUACCUGUUUUUUUCCCCCCGACAGCUUUCAGCUGUAUCAAAUGGUCUUCAUCAGCAAAUGGGAAUUUAUUCAAUUAUAAUGGAGAUAUGAGCUCAGUAGGACUCCUCCUCCGUACUGGUCUAAAAUGUACGAUAUAGUAUGAAAAAGUGUGGAGACUUUGAGUUGGGAUUUGUUUUUGUCAAAACAUGAUGAUGACAUGAUGAAUAUUUUUUAUCCAGAUUGUCUUUCAGUUUUAUAACUAAGGCUAUAGCAGCACUGCAGUGCCCCACUCCGUCCACAGAGCUCCAUGCUGGGGGCUCAAAGCUUUCACACACAUUACCAACAAGUGCCAGAGCAUGGUUUAGUGAUGUCAUGAAAUAUCAGUAUUACAAUACACAAAAAGUGUACCACUUUUAAAUGCAAUGUUGAAGUUUUUUUAUGCUUCCAUUUCUGUUACUAGAACUAAGGAGCUGAGGUGAUCUGUGGAACAGCCCAUGAUGUUACACAGUGAUGAGUUAGAAUAGACUUAUGCACAUAUACUGACAAAAUGUGCCUUUACCUCUGGAAGCCUUUCAGAUGUUUCAGAAAUCAUUGUUUGGAGGGGAUUCGAUCACAGUACAGCUAAUGCACAAAGGAAAUUUACAGUAUUUGGCUAUUCAAAAGUGACAAUGUAAAGGUUGGUUGUAUGCAACGUUACAAACCACAAGAAUGAAACAGGAAGCUCUUACCCAUACAACACAUGCAGUUGACUUUAACCUAUAUUUUAACUUGAAAGAAUGAGUUGCAGCCUUGUGAUGUGCUUCACAUUUACAGUAAUGUUUUGCACUUUUUAAUUCAGAGUUCCAGUUCUGCCAUGACCACUGCACUGCACAUUUUGAUCGCAUGUUUUACAGUACUUCAGUCUUCUCCUGUGUUAUUGCCAAAAUCUUUGAUCAAUACCUCUGCUGUAUUAUUGCCUCGCCUUUAAACAAUGGUACUAUAACCACUAUGUAUGUAAACAGUAUCAUAUACCAGCAAUAUCUGAUAAUGCAUACCUAUCAUUUCUUUUUGUUUUAUAUUGUCUGUGCCAUGAAAUUGUUUUAUAAAAAAGUUUCCCUUGUGUAUAUUAACUCUUACUUAAAAGACUACUUAAAAGAC
This is a messenger RNA of Centropristis striata (black sea bass), 5412 nucleotides long. RefSeq names its product anoctamin 6 (gene ano6). Gene Ontology annotation, molecular function: protein dimerization activity; chloride channel activity. Bases 191 to 2953 code for a protein of 920 amino acids. Gene Ontology annotation, cellular component: plasma membrane. NCBI's taxonomy places the organism in Eukaryota, Metazoa, Chordata, Actinopteri, Perciformes, Serranidae. The transcript is spliced from 20 exons. Gene Ontology annotation, biological process: chloride transmembrane transport; calcium activated phosphatidylcholine scrambling; calcium activated phosphatidylserine scrambling. The record is from RefSeq and is a predicted model, not a curated record.